GCUGAACUCACAUCUCCUGUCAAUAUGUCCUACAGCUGCUGCUCUGGAAACUUGUCCUCCUUCUCCCUUGCAGAGCACCUGCGCUACUCAGGCUCCUCCUGUGGCUCUUUCUACCCCAGCAACCUGAUCUACAGCACUGACCUCUGCUCUCCCAGAUCCUGCCAGUUGGGCUCCUCUCUCUACAGUCAGGAGAACUGCUAUGAGCCCACCAGGUGCCAGAUGUACUGUGUGGUGUCCAUUCCCUGCCAGACAUUCUGCUACCAUCCGAGGACCUCCAUGCCCUGCAGUCCUUGCUGGUCAACUCACAUAGGGUCUCUGGGCUAUGGGUCCAGAAGAGGCUACUGCCUAGGCUAUGGAUCUAGAAGCUGCUACUCGCUUGGCUGUGGAUCCCGUGGCUUCAGACUCCUGGGUUAUAGAGUCUGGGGCUUCUCUUCUCUGAGCCAUGGAUCCAGAUUUUGCCACCCAAUGUACUUGGCUUCUAGGAGCUGCCAAAUGUCUUGUUACCAACUAACCUGUAUAUUUGGCUUCUACUAUGCAACUUAUUAA
Messenger RNA from Hippopotamus amphibius kiboko, 546 nucleotides. Its product is annotated as keratin-associated protein 13-1-like. The transcript has a single exon. NCBI's taxonomy places the organism in Eukaryota, Metazoa, Chordata, Mammalia, Artiodactyla, Hippopotamidae. The record is from RefSeq and is a predicted model, not a curated record. The coding region runs from base 25 to 546 and encodes 173 amino acids.